GGGGGGUUAACUUGCUCUGCCAGAGACAGCUUUUCAAUUACAUUUGUGGAAAGAACUGUGCUUUCUGCAUUAACUUAUCAGGGAGCAGUGAGCCCUCUAUUACUUGGGCUUUCAAUCAUUUUGCUGUAGCUGUUGCUCAAGUGCUAUUAUAAAUGUAUUAGCGAGUUGGAAAUCAAUAGAGGGAAUAAACGGUUGGGUCUCCGGGCUGCCAUCCUGCCCGCCUCUGGAGGUGGAUGCUAUUAGAGCUGACAGGGAUGGAGAAACCAAGAUAACCUGGUGAGAGAUGUUAUGAUGAAAGAAUAGUUUUAGCAGUAUUUUUUUUAUUUUUUUUUUAUUUUUCUUUUGUCACAGCCAGCGUAGAAAAAGUUUAAAUAGUUGUGGGUGUGAUUUCAAGCUUGUUAACUACGUGACUGGGCUGAAAACCCCAUCACUAUGGGGAAGGAGAUGUUGAAGGUUUUGUUUGUUUCAGUUCAUUGCAGAGCAACCAGUAAAUUUCAAUAACAAUGAAUUUCUCUUACAAAACAUUUGGACUGUUCUAAAUAUUAUUAUUCUACAGUCUAUAUUUUUAUUUAUACCUGAUUCUUACUCAAACAUUUGCAUUAAAUGCCACCUUUUAGUUGUAGCCACUUUGCUUAUCCCCUCACCACUUAGAUCAAAGGCUGUAAUGUAACUUCAGGUUGUUUCUGAGUGUUUAUACAGGACAUGAACUGCCGUAAUUUGGUUUGACUUACAGAGUAAAUCUAUCUCCAUGAGUCUUAGAUCUGACCAGGAAGAUGUGUGAGAACUUUCCAUUAGGAAUAGUGUGGAUUAAAAAAUUAAACAAACAAAAAACCAAACCCAAAACCAGUUUGUGAACAAGCAAUGCAUUCUUCCUAAACACACUGCUUCUGUUAAGACAAUUUAAGCAAACCCUUUCCUUCUUGCACUGGGUUGACCUGAGUCAGUGUGUUUCAAUACCUCAAACUGAAUCAAGUCAUCUGGUUUGAGCCUGGCACUGAGCUGAACUUGCCUGGGUUUUAAAGUGGUUGUGGUUGGUGGUCUCUGAGGCAGGACUCUCCUGUGGCACGUGUGUCUGAGCAUUGUUUUUUAAGGAGGCAGCCAGGAGAUAUCCUCUUGAUUGGGUUGCUUUCUUACUGCACCUUCCUCGUCUGUAAAGUAGUGGUCAUGUUAUUCUUGCAAAACAUCAUGAGAUACUGCCAAGGUUUAAAGCUGGAUGCUGCGAUUACCUUAGAUGACUUUUGUUAAUGCACAUGGCAGCCAUUCUUGGGCUGUGGAGAAGCACGUUCAGUUACAGGAGCAAAAAGAGGGGGAGAAAAAGUUGGGGUUUGUUUCCUGUUAGACUAUGAAACCAAAAAAUUUGCACUUGUUCAGUCGGCUGGAGAUCUCAGACAUGGGUUGCAUAGACUUUUCCAUAGAGUGCUCACUCGUAGCACGUAGCCAGCAAAUACAAACUGAUAGUUCAGCAGGAAGCUCAACCUCUGUGACUGACACGGCGCCUGGACUUCCCAUCCCCUCUGUGUUAGCCCUUCUCCUUUCAGGUUAAUUAGCCAAUUAGCUUGGAGCCAGGGAAGAUCAAAAGAGUGGGAGGGUGAGGGUCUCCUUGAGAGUUUAGCAUCUGCUGGCUCAAUUUGCUAGUGAGUUGGCAAACAUAUGAAACCUGUGAGCACUUUCACACUCUGCAUAGGGUAUUUUCCUUCUGCUGCUCAUGGGUCUGAGCCCUAGGGACCUGGGGCAGCUGUUUUGGGGAAGCAUCUGCCCUGGUCUGCACAGCUGCAGGGGACCAGAGUGGGACCCAUGGGAGGGGAACUGGGGAGAGAAGAGGAGGGGGAAGCAGUGGUGACCUGAGGCCCCUCUCCCUCUGGUAUUUUUCCAGAAAUGAGUAUUUGGGAGACUGAGGAGGGAGUGGGGAAUCCCAGAGCUGUUAGCUGAGGAAGAACAGGUAGAAGUGUGUGACCCGGGAGAGUGAUUUCUUGAGCUGAGCUGCCAUGCCGCCCAUGGGACUGUGACCACAGGCAGGACCAUUUGGUGUUUGGGUACCACCAUGGCUUCUCUUUGGAGCUCGCUGGAAAGAGAUGUGUUCAACCCACAGAAAAAGAGGCUGCUGGAAAACAUUCGUGUCUGGAAGACGGGGAAGAAGAAGAAAAUGUCCAUUCUCUGUGUUGUAGUGGAUGCCUUUAGGCCAAUGCAGCCAUUUCUGGUGAAGGUCAAGGUAGACCGAGGAGAGCAAUACAAGAUAGCCUACAAGUGGCCUUUAGCAGAGCUGAAGCUGGUAGAUGGCAAGACUCUCAAUCAGGCAAGCCUGGAUUUUGAUCUGCAGUUCGAUAAGGUUUACAAGUGGACCACUAGCAGCUUUGAUGAGAAGAAAACCUUUAUCAGGUGCUUGUGGAAGCUGAACCACCGAUUCCUUGCCAGCUCUAUCACAUUUGUGAAUGUCCCCUCCUGUGCAGCAGAAGGGAGACAAAGGUCCCAAGAAGACAGGAAGGACACUGCAGAAAUGGAGAGCCAGGAGGAGCUCACUGUGUACCAGGAGAUGACACCAAAGGAAGCUGCCGAUGUGUUGAAGCUGAUGGAGGAGUAUGAGCCCCUUGUGAACAACUCUGUGGCCUUUGCAGAACAGUUGAGCAAUGAUCUCCAAGUGCUGGAUGAGGCCAACCUUAGAGCCAUCAUCUCUUCUGAGAAGCAGGUGACACAGCUGAUGGGCUCUAUUGAUGAAGCCCUGGUAGAGGUGGACAGAAUGGAAGAGACCUUGCAGAUCUACGAUGAGUUACUGGGAAGCGUGAAGCAGCAGAUGGACCACAUCCACCGUGAAAACUCCUUGCUACAUCAUGUAAUUUCCAACAAGACAAGGCUGAUGGAUGAGAUCCUCUUCCUCACGACCCACCUCGACCUCGGCAAGGAACACUGUGAUGCCUUGAGCCAGGCAGAUCUUUCCAGCCCCAGCAGAGUGAAAGCCUGCAUUGCUGCAGCAGAGGCUUUGUCUGCCUGCAUGAACAUCCUGAUACAGCCUGGUUACCGGAAACUGCAGGCUGUGGCUGAGCAGCUGAUUAUGUUUGAAACGCUCAAGCAGAACUUUGAAAACUCAUUCAUCGGUCACAUUACGAACAUCUUCGAGCUGCAGGGUAAUGCUCAGGUCCCUGCUCUUGGUCAGCCCAUUGACAAGCUGUCUGCACCAAGCCACGGUCUCCACCAUGAGGAACUGGUGCCCUACACCCCGCUCAUGGCCUGGUUGAAGAGCACCAACCCAGUUCUGUUCUGUGAUCUCCCCAAGAUCUAUGCCCAGAACCUCAGCAGACUCUAUGACCGGGAAAUCAAAGCCUUUUUUGAACACGCCAAAACCUUCUUGUUAGGAAGAAGAAAAGGAAGUCUUCAGGAAAGCGCAGAGAAGCCGAUGGGGAGCAGGCAGUGGUGUCGAUGGAGCCUCCCUGGGAGCCGGGAAGGCCUGCAGGACACACCGGACAAAGGCAACGUCGUCAGGAUGUUAGAACAGGUGCUGAGAGAGCUGCAACCCCUUUGCACCGCAGAGCAGCAGUUCAUUGAGGAAUUCUUCCAGCUAAGCCGGGAUGCUGCAGACCUGCAGGUGCUGGAGGCAUCUGCCUCUAAGGAAGCAGAGAGCACGGCAUCUCCAGAGGACCCUCCUUGCGCCAAGCCUCGGAGCCAACUAGAAGAACCUACGACCCAUCUACUUUGUGAGAUCUUUAGUUGCCUGGAACCAGAGCUGAGAGGAUUCGUAGAUGUCUGCAAUAAGGUCCACCCAUUCGGCUGCUUGCAGGUCCUGGUUGCCUUGAAUGAUUCCAUCUUCGAGAUGUGGGGCUCUUCCUCAGCUCUGCCCUCAUCCUUCCUCAACACUGUCCUGGGCAACAUGCUGCUCCUGGCCAAGAGCAGCUUCAACAAAUACAUUGGGAGCUUGUGCAAAGAGAUUGAGGAGGCAAAGGUGCCCAGCAAGAUGAAAGGCGGGAUCCUGCCUGCCGUGAUCCACUUCGAGGAGUUUGUGAACUUCUCGGAGGAGGUGUUCAGGACAGCUCGGCGGAGAGGAGAGCUGGACAAAGCACAUCUCAGGCUGGCCAGCAGCGUCUUCAGCAGCAUCAAUAGUCUGUCCUCAGCAAACCUGAAGGUGAACACAGAUAUGGUCAUGAUGGAAAAUUUCUACCAUAUUCACUGCUUCCUAUGCCAAAAGAAGAUCCAUUGCUUGGAGGCUAAGAAGAUAGAAGCCAAGCAAAGAUAUAGUGAGCACAUGGAGAAAUAUGUCAUCAAGUACCUGGGCCAGCCACUGGAGAAGCUCAACCACUUCUUUGAAGGGGUGAAAGCCCGUGUGGCUCAAGGGGUGAAAGAAGAAGAGGUCAGCUUUCAGCUGGCCUACAGCAAGCAAGAGCUGAGGAAGGUCAUUGAAAAAUACCCAGGCAAGGAAGUAAAAAGAGCCCUUGAAAACCUCUACAGGAAAAUCCACAAGUAUCUCUCCCCAGAGGAAAAUCUUUUACCGGUGGUGUGGCAUGCCAUGGAGCAGGAGUUCAUACGUCAGUACCAGGAGUUUGAGGAUCUGAUCCAGCGCUGUUACAUGGGGUCAGGGAUUGCCAUGGAAUUCACCAUGGAGGACUUGCUGAGCUACUUCAACUCUAUCACUCUGUCCAAUAUGUAGAGGCAACCCUCUCUGGAAGAUGAGAGCAGCUCGGAACCCUUGUCUGCAGCUACACCUUUAAGGAGCUAAACUCAAAACCCUUCCCAAGGUGAAGUCUGACAUAUAGGGCUUCCAUCCUGAACUUAAUGCUGAAGUGCCUCUAACUUGUCAGUCUUGAGCUAGAUCUCCCUUGGAGAAGUGGAGUUCUCAGACCUAAACCACGGCUUCCCCGCUCCAAUAAACCAUUAUGCAGCUAGUAAAAAAAAAAAACUUCCCAAACCUCAAAUUUCUGCCAAAUUGAGUGCUGUUGCUGUACCCUUCUAGCAGACCGCUUCGCAGUGCAACUGAACAGUGAAAGCCAUCAUGUCUCCAGGAAUUGACUCUUUUUCAUCUGCUCUCAGAUUUCACAGUGAACCUGUGCUAAAACAAAAGGGUUAUAACACAUCAAGGCACCCAGAUGUGUGUAGUGUUACUAUAGCCUGGUAUCAGAACACGCACCACCAGCUCAUCCACAGAGACAGAUAAGAGUUCAGAGUUAUUAGUAUAAAAGGUUUUAGUGGUUUUAGCUCAGAAAGGACUUACUUACAUGUAAGCUGGAGUGGAGCAAAUGUUACAGUUAUAGAAAUCCAAACUGGUCUCUUGGGGAUAUUCCUGUUCUUAUUUCAUUUUCUUAUGAACACCCUAUAGCAACUUCACAAUUCACCAAUACAUUUUUGUUGUUGAAAA
Messenger RNA from Columba livia (rock pigeon), 5338 nucleotides. Its product is annotated as exocyst complex component 1. The transcript has 18 exons. The record is from RefSeq and is a predicted model, not a curated record. Lineage: Eukaryota; Metazoa; Chordata; Aves; Columbiformes; Columbidae. Gene Ontology annotation, biological process: exocytosis; Golgi to plasma membrane transport. Gene Ontology annotation, molecular function: phosphatidylinositol-4,5-bisphosphate binding. Gene Ontology annotation, cellular component: plasma membrane; exocyst. The coding region runs from base 2042 to 4633 and encodes 863 amino acids.